CCCAGGCGGGGGGUGCUGGGGCGGGUGUGGGGCGACCCAUGGGUCAGGAGGAGUCGUCGUGCGCGGUGGGUAGUGGUCCGGAGGGGACGUCGCUCCCCCCCCCUCCGCCCCCGGGUGCUGCUGGCGGCCUGAGUGGCGAGCUGCCUGACGCGGGGGGCUGCCGGUGGCACGAGGUGCACGUGAAGCCGUGCUUCGACCCCAUGAGCAGCGAGCCGCUCAUCAUGGUGAUCCAGACGGACGUCACCAGCAAGGUCCGCGCCGAGGAGGUGCUGGCCCGGGUGCUGGAGGCGGAGCACCGGCUGCUGGCCGACAUCUUCCCGACCCACGUGGUGGCGGCCAUGACGCAGCGGCGGCAGCACGAGGCGGAGAGGGAGCGGAACGGGCUGAGGCUGCUCAAGCACAUACAGGACCCGGCGGUGGUGGCGACGGCGCACGAGAGCGUCACCGUCCUCUUCUCAGACAUCAAGGGCUUCACCGAGAUGUGCAAGCAGGUGCCGCCUGCCGCCGUCAUGACCUUCCUCAACGACCUGUACACGCGCUUCGACAGUCUGACUGACGUGUACGGCGUGUACAAGGUGGAGACCAUCGGCGACUGCUACAUGGUGGCGGGGGGGCUCAUGGAGCGGGACGAGGAGGGGUACGGGCGGGCGGUGCGCGGGCAGGGCAACUCGGACCCGCUGCACGCCAUGCGGGUGGUUGACUUUGCAAGGGCCAUGCUGGAGGAGGCGGCCAAGGUGGCGCUGCCGAGCACCGGGGAGCCUGUGCAGGUCCGUGUGGGGCUGCACAGCGGCUCGGUGAUGAGCGGAGUGGUGGGGACCAAGAUGCCUCGGUUCUGCCUCUUUGGUGACACCAUCAACACGGCCAGCCGCAUGGAGAGCACGGGCCGGCCGGGCGCCAUCCACAUCUCCGCCGCCACCCGGCGCCUGCUGCCGCCCGAGGAGGACGAGGAGGGCUGGGCGGCCAGCGGGGGGGUGGAGGUGAAGGGCAAGGGGCGCAUGGAGACGUUCGUCUGGUCCGCCCAGUCCCCCGGAGCGGGUCGGCAGCGGCGCGGCAAGCAGCAGCGCGCCAUGCUGCUGGCCACCCUGGGCGCACUGCCGCCCCUGGAGCAGCCGGGCAGCUCCGCAGCGGGGCCCAGGCAGCCCAGGGCGGCGGCGGCGGGGGGCCAGUCGGGUUCCGGAGCCGCCGGAGCCGCCACCUGCUCGCCCACCGGCGGGGGAGCCAGCAUGUCCAGUCCCUUCAAUGCGAUAGCCACCGUGUGCUGAGGGGGGGGGGGUAGGUGCAGCGGCCGCCCAGCUGCCUUGCAGGGUAUGGGGGUGGCGGUGGGUGAAGUACAAGCGGAAGAAGACGUGAAGCCCGGGAGUUCCAUCCCGGCUCAUGCGUAACGAUGGUGGGAAUGGGGUGCUGUGUGGCUGCAGCUGUGGGGGUACAGCUGUGGGGGUACAGCAUCAGGGGGCGGCUUGAGGCGGGCGGGCGGGCGGGUGGGUGGGUGGGUGAAGAAGCAAGCAACUGCGAUGCCUGGUGCUGGCCGGGGAGCCAACCACCCCCGAGCAGGAGGCAACCUAGCACUGGGGUGGGAUGGGUCGGGGGUUGGGUAAGUGCGUCGAAGCAAACUUUCAAAGCAAUGUUGGUGGGAGCGCUGUCGUCCGUGUGGCGGGGCGAGAUGCAUGCUGUGUGGGGCUGUCACGUGUGCAUGUGUUCAUGAGCUUAGUGGCGCAGAUGGGGG
Molecule: messenger RNA, 1723 nt
Organism: Astrephomene gubernaculifera
Lineage: Eukaryota; Viridiplantae; Chlorophyta; Chlorophyceae; Chlamydomonadales; Astrephomenaceae
Source: the annotation of a GenBank genome assembly